GGCGGGGGAGGUGGCGCGCGAUGGGGUCUGUGCGCCCGCGGGUCUGAGCCCCCCCCGCGGCAUGGCCGCCAUCAUCAAGAAGCAGAUCCUGAAGCACCUCUCCCGGUUUACCAAGAAUCUCUCUCCAGACAAAAUCAACCUAAGCACUCUGAAAGGGCAGGGGCAGCUGACCAACCUUGAGCUGGAUGAAGAGGUGCUGCAGAAUGUGCUGGAGCUGCCCACCUGGCUUGCCAUCACCAGGGUCUACUGCAACAAGGCAUCCAUCAGGAUCCAGUGGACAAAGCUGAAAACACACCCAAUCUGCCUGUACCUGGAUAAAGUGGAGGUGGAGAUGAGAACAUGUGAAGAACCUCGGCCACCCAAUGGACAGUCCCCCAUUGCUCUUGCUGCAGGUCAAAGUGAAUAUGGCUUUGCUGAAAAGGUCGUGGAGGGGAUGUUUAUUGUUGUCAAUUCCAUCACUAUCAAGAUUCACUCCAAGGCUUUUCAUGCUUCUUUUGAGCUCUGGCAGCUCCAAGGCUACAGUGUCAACCCAAACUGGCAGCAGAGUGACCUGCGACUCACCCGCAUCACUGACCCCCAGAGAGGAGAGGUUUUGACAUUCAAAGAGCUCACCUGGCAGACACUUCGAAUAGAAGCAGAUGCCACUGACAAUGGUGAUCAGGAUCCUGUGACUACUCCUCUGAGACUCAUCACCAACCAGGGCAGGAUCCAGAUCUCUCUCAAGAGAAGGACCAAGGAUUGCAAUGUGAUGGCAUCUAAGCUGAUGUUUCUCCUGGAUGACCUCCUCUGGGUGCUGACAGACUCUCAGCUGAAAGCAAUGAUGAAAUAUGCAGAGUCUCUGAGUGAAGCCAUGGAGAAAUCUGCACAGCAAAGGAAAAGCUUGGCCCCAGAGUCUGUCCAGAUCACACCACCUGCUCCAAGUACCCAGCAGUCGUGGUCUCAGCCAUUUGGAGUCAGCCCCAAUGCAAGCAGCAUUGGCCAAUACUUUGACAAGCAUGACAUGAAGGAGUCCUCCUACCACCUCCUCAUCUCACGCCUGGAUCUGCACAUCUGUGAUGACAGCCACACUCGGGACACAGGCACUCUGAAGCAUGGGAUGCUGGGAGGUGCCAUGCAGCUGACCUUCAGGAGGAUGGCUUUUGACUAUUAUCCUUUCCACAAGGCAGGAGAUGGCUGCAAGCACUGGGUGAGGUACAGUGAAGCAAUGGAAACACGAGGGCAGUGGGCAAAGAAGUUGGUCACUGAAUUUCAAAGCAAGAUUGAGAAGCUUUAUGAAGAAAUGGACCCUGCAUUUGCCAGGACUCCACUUUCCCCCUUCAAAAAGAAAACUGAUCCUUCCUUGAGUCCUCAGAAAGGUUCCUCAGACAGAGCCCGGGCACCUCCCAGCACUUUGCCGCGGCUCUGGCACCCGCCCUGGCACCGCCUGCGCUCCAGCUGCGUGGUGGUUCGUGUGGAUGACUUGGAUGUCCACCAGGUCUCUACAGCUGGUCAGCAAAGUAAGAAACCUUCCACCUUGCUUUCAUGUAGCAGAAAAUUCUUCAAACUUCCUGAGCAGGUCUCUGCAAUCCAUAUUGAAUUCACAGAGUAUUACUUCCCAGACAAUCAGGACUUUCCAGUUCCCUGCCCAAACCUGUAUGUACAGCUGAACAGCCUGGUGCUUACCCUGGAUACAGCAAGUGUGCUCUGGAUGAACCUCUUCUGUCUGGAUCUGUACCGUAGUUUGGAGCAGUUCAAAGCCAUCUACAAGCUGGAGAACUCAGGCAAGCAGGAUGAGCACUUUGAUGUUCUACUGGAUGGCUUCCAGCUGAAGCUUAACAUCCCUGUGGAGAAGAAAGUCACUACCCACCCAGAUCGUCCCCAGACACUCUGCAUCUGCAUGGCAAAGCUGACUGUCACCAACACCCGCCAUGCUCCCUUCUGUACCUGCCAGGACCUCCAGAGCCUCUUCCGUCAAUUUGCCAGCUCGGAAUUCUUCCACUCCAGUUCUGUGAAGUUCCCAAGCUCUCAGGACAGUUUCAGCCUUCUCCACACCCUUUUCCUGCGCCACGCGUAUCAGGUGGAGGAGAGGCCUCAGAAGCAUCCAGGCUUCCCCCAGCUGCUGCACAAACCCUCUGCCUCUGAAGAUCUGUGGUCUAUGAAUUUCACUGAGCUUUCCCUGGACUUUGAGGGGGCUGAAAGUUCCAAGGGCAGGGCCCUGAGCUUUAUUGACCCUUUUCCCCUUUCCGUUUGGGCCUGUCUUCCCAAGAGAUGGGCCCAAGCUCAGAUGUCCAAACGACAGGAACUGACUGCCUCAGAGCUGAAAAUCAGACCUUCUGCCAGCUUUAGCAAUCACUCCAAGAACGAGAGCCUUUCCAAAGAACAUGGGCUUUGUCAAAGAUCAAAGACUGACCAGGAUUUGAAGAACAUCUACAAGGUCCCAGAGACACUGGAUGUCUUGGGAGAAUCUAAGUGUGAACCUGAUGAUGGAGUAGAUGAAAAAGAGCUGGAAGCCUCUGCUGAUGUCCAUUUCCUUGUGUCCUCAUCUGUUCAUGUCAAAGUUCGACUCAACCACUACCAAUACUUGGUGUUGCUCAGGAUGAAAGAAGUUCUGCAAGCACUACAGGAGCAGUUGGCCCAAGAUACCCAGAAAGUGACUGGGUCUCCUUUAGAUCCCAUGUCUGCUUGUGUAGGGGUUGUGUUCCACAGUGCUGAAGUGGCCUUACUCAUGAAGCCUGCUCCAGGCUCCCUCUUGGAACCCAGAUCCCUUGACUCAGACACAACUAGCCUGAUCGAGUCAGAGCUCUCACCUUCAGACAGCAAGGAGGGGCUGGCAGCUGAAGAGAAGGAGCUGAAAUCAGAAACCAGUUCAGAGAAGGGAUCUCACAGUGCCUCAGGGGUCCUGGAGGACAGUGGGAUUGAAAAUACCAAUACCAGUCUAACCAGUGUGCCACUGGGGAGACUCCCAAGAUCCACAAGCGAUGGAGCUCUGAGCACAGCUCCACAUAGCGAGAGCAUGGAGGAGAAAGGUUUGAUAGAGGAAGCCCACGAAGCUGUGGAAGCCCUGGCUGCAGAAGGACCAGCAGAGAGCAGCAGCCAUCCUCAGGACCUUCCUGCCUUCCCUUCUAGCCCAACCUCAGACACACAGCCCUCAGGGAGAGGAAAUGCUGCUCUUAAUGGCCAAGCAGAACUCAUUCCUUUGAAGAACAUAGAGGUGGAGUUGUCCAGUGCCCUGCACAUCACCAAGGAUGCCACCAAGGAGGCUCUGCACGUAACUAUGGACCUCACCAAAGAAGCUAUGUCCAUAACAAAAGAUGCUCUGAGCCUGAGCAGGGAGAAGAUGACCUCCACCAUGCAGAAAAUGCUCUCUCUGCCUCCAGCCAAGGAUUCUGUGCCCAAAGCAGAAGAGGGAGCAGUGACUCCAGGAGGGGGUGGCAGCAGCCGAAUGCGUUUUUUCUCCAUGAAGAGGACAGCAUCCCAGCAUUCCUUUGACACCACAUCUGUGGAUGGGAGUGGCCCUGAGGAUGGGCUCUCUGUGGACAGUGAUGGCAGUGAUGGCUUCGUGAUGCUCACAGACUCUGAACCCAGCCUGGACCCUCUUCCCUCAGGGAAUCUUCCUCAGGCCCACAAUGACACAGGCAGCAGAGCAAGCCUGGUGGCAGAGGAUGAGAGUGGAAUAUCCCCUGAAAUAAACAGCUCGACUUCCCAGAGUGAAGACCCCAGGCUUCAGCUGGUGUCUGUCCUCGUGCUGAAGAUGAAUGAUGUCAACUGUACAAUAGAGGCACGAGGUGAUGACCUGUCUCUUGCUUUACAAGUCAUGAACGUGGUUCCAGAGCAACUGAGCAAUGUUGGGAUGUGGCAGUACCUCCAUGGCUACCUGGCUCCAGGAGAUGCAGGUGCAGAGAAACCUUCAGUCCCUGAGGCCACCAGGGCCCAGCCAGAAGUUUGCCUGCGUCUGGAAGUUGGACCCAAAGCUGCUCUGCACUCCCCUCUUGCUGUUCAGAAUGGUUUCCUUCAGCUGCUGCUCCACAGUUACACAGCAGAGCUCUUCAUGUCCUUCCUUACCAACCUUGGCCCCUUCCUUGAGGAUGAAAUCAUUCCAGAGGUGAUCCCCAUGGAGAUAGAAGUUGUGGAUGCCAAAAUCACAUUGAAGGAUGACAGCCCCCAGGUGUACUCUACCUCCCCUGGCCCUAUUCCCAUCACCUUGGCAGUAGAUCACAUCAUUAUGAAGCGAAGGGAUGAUGGAGUCUUCUAUCUAACAGCCCCACAAGGGGAGGGCUCACCAAAACAGGAAAAACCUGUGUCAGCUCUUCAGGAGGAGAAGGCCCCAGUGGAGUGUGUCUCAGCAGCCCCAGCAGCAGGAACUUGUGGACUCCAGUUAAAGGAAGUGCCUGAGUUGCAAAGGGAGCUUCAGAGCAUGAAAACAGCCCUUGCAGAAGCCAACAAGGAGAAGGAACUUCUUCUGCAGGAAGUUAGGAAAUACAAUCCCCUCUUCCAGCUCUGACAGGGAAGGCACAGGCUGUGGCUGCUCAGGAGGAGCUCAGGAGGAGUUCAGGAGGAGAGGAGAUCACCACCAGCACUGUGGCAGCUACUUGGAUUCUGCUGCUGCUAAACAGGUCAGCCUCCUGGAGACUGCUCCCCUCAGAGGAUGGGAACCAACUGGGACUGCAAGAUGAACUUGGAAGAGGUAGAAAGGAAGGCAGCACCUGGCUGAGCACCAGGGCAACAACCAGAAGGCAUCAGCUGUUUGCAGCCUUUUUUUUCUGUCCUGGCAGUGUGUCUCUCACUGAAGCAGGGCAGUGGGCAGCCUACAAACAAAAGGUCAGAAAUUGGGAGGGGAGACACACUCACAGCCCAGCUCUUCAUCCAUGGGUGGUAGUGACACUGCUUUCAGCCUUCACCUUUUGUGGGGACAUCCAGAGAUGCUCCCCAGUGGGGCUUCAGCUUCCUUCAGUUGCCUCAUCACCCUUGCCAAAGAACACAGCAAGAGGAGCACGGGAGGGUGGCAGAGGAUAGGUAUGGCAGGAAACACUGAAAUACUGCUCAGGGUUCUGGUGGGGAAGCACCUGCACUGUCAGGUGAAAAACAAAGAGGGGGUUGGUGGAUGUGAGAGAUGCAGAAGGGAUUUCCACCCGUGGAGGAAGGGGGCUACAGCUCAUUAUUCCCUCAAGAACAGAGGAAAGGAAUUCCUUCAGACUUCUCUUUCCACCAGUGAUUUGUUGUGUCAAGGCAGAACUCUUGGAGUUACCCUGAGUCUGAUUUACUUCCUCCCUUAACCCCACACUUUAAUGAUGCAGAAAAACCAGGGAAUUAAUUUCUUUCCCUACAGAGCACCCUUUAACCUUUCUUCAAUUUUACUCUCAAAGAGCAGGGCUGAAGGAAAUGGGGUUAAGUCACGGGGUGAGGUGACCUCUGUGUUUUCUUGAGGAUGGAAAGUCCCAAACUGCUGUGUGCCAGAGUUUGAGCAGUGGAGAGAGGGAGAAAAGGAGGGGGAGAGAGGGAGAGAGGAAGAGAAGGAGGGAGACAGGGAGAGCAGAGCAGCACCAACUGCACUGGGAAGCAGCCACCUACGUUCUACCUGGUCCUGUGGUUUUGUUAGCACUGAGCUGAUGCCUGAUCUGAAAAGUCUUCUAACAGGAAUAUGGGUCAGGAAAAUUCUGUGCUGGAAUGUGGGUCAGGAAAAGGGAGCUGCCCAGGCCCCCUGCCUGGAGCCUGACACUGCUCACUGCUUGCUGUGGAGUGGAGAUGAAGCAGCAGGUGUUGGGUUGAGCUUGGUUUGUGUUCUUGCCUUUUCUGGAGCUGCUUCCCAGAAAGAGGGAAGAGUCUGUGUGGUCAGGGAGUGACUUGAUUUAUAAGGAAAUAGGCUCUGAGAGUGUGGAAGGGAACAAAGAAAGAUCUAGUAAAAUAUGAAGUAGACACUGAUUUUAAAAAGUAAAGAAGGAAAUGUCAUUUAUCCACACAAGAAUCAAAUCCACUCCUGCAGGUGAAUUGUUACCUGGUUUCUUGGCCCUGCUGAUCCAGCCACUGUGUGGUCAAAGUGCUGCAGGAAGGAGCUGAAAGGGGCAGCUGUGAAGGGAGAAGCUGUUCUGGAGAAGCAGUUCUGUGUUCUGAUCCAGGAGGGUCUGACUUGCACCCCCCUCAGUGUUGUGGAUGAGCACUCAUUGCCUCCCCCAUCACACACACUUCCUUUAAUGUCUGCAGUGUGGAUUUUAUCUUAGUUCAGAGCUUGGUUUGGAUUUAUCCAGAUGGAUUUUGUGUUUGUGCACAUGUACCACUUCUCCUGCACAGGCUUUUUAGUGCAUGAAGCAAUUGCCACCCACUGAGUGAUAGGAAAAAGUGACAGAUUAUAUUUAUUAAUCAGAUGAAAACUUCAGUAGGCUAUAAAGUGUAAAUAACCCUUCUUGAGGGUGUGUUUCCUGGCUGAACUCACUCCCCAAAACUUGAAUGGAUUUUUCUAUUUUUAGAAAAAAAUGGAUUUAUUUCUAUUUUUGGUUUAGCUAAAACCAAGGCUUAUUGACUGCUCACUGGGCAAGGAGCAGCCUCUGAUUUACCACGAUCAGCUGAGGCCUGGAAACCACAGCAAAGCAAGCAAACAGCUUGGGAGUUCAGUUUUUCCUACUGUGCUCUCCCAUCCUUGUCCCUUUGCCCAGCUCUGGAGCUGUUGAACACUUCUCCCUUAACAAGCACUCCUGAGAUCAUUUGAGUUCUUCAUUAGCUCUGGGGGCACCAGGACAACUUGGAGGCACUGCUGUGGUUUGUGGGGAGCCAGGGCUGGAUUCCUUGUGGAUAUGUGAGAGAGGGAUCAGAACAACUCCUGAGAUGAUCAUCUGCACUCUGGCUUUGUCUCCAUGGGACUGAAGGGAGCUUUGGACACUUGUUGGAAUUAGUCCUGGCUUGCAGGGUUGUGCAGACAGCCCUGGGGUGGCUGUGCUGCUGGAUUGUGUUUCUGCCAGGGGCUGACUCUGCCUCCCAUCAGGUAGGAGCCUGAGCUGCCCUCUGGGAGCUGCCACAGAGGAAUUAAAAGGAAUUGCCAGGGGCAGAAGCAGGGGAGCUGAGCUGGGCUGCUUGCUGUGCUCAUGCUCCCCACCCACUGAGCCUGGGCUUGCUCCUGUGUUUGGAUGCUGUGACUCCUGCCAGAUGCUUUCCCCUCUCCUCCUCCUCUUCCUCCUCCUCUUCCUCCUCCUCUUCCUC
Messenger RNA from Calypte anna (Anna's hummingbird), 7167 nucleotides. It is a transcript of the gene BLTP3A, whose product is annotated as UHRF1 binding protein 1. Bases 62 to 4480 code for a protein of 1472 amino acids. Gene Ontology annotation, molecular function: histone deacetylase binding. The record is from RefSeq and is a predicted model, not a curated record. Lineage: Eukaryota; Metazoa; Chordata; Aves; Apodiformes; Trochilidae. The transcript has 21 exons.